CGAGGAUCGCUGUGCUGCUGCUGCUGCUUCCUUGGCAACCAAUCACUCGACUCGCCCGCAAUGCCCAAGUUCAAUCCUAGGCAGCAGCAAAAGAAGCUACGAAGGCACAAUCCUAUCGCCAGAGCAGCACCGGCGAUUGAGUUACCACCAUCAUCAUCAUCAUCAUCUGGCGCAAAGAGCAAUGGCAGCUCAGAUGCUCUGCCCAUCUUAGCCAAUCUGCCCCUUCCCUCAUCCUCGUCCUCGCCGGCAUCUAUUCAAGAAGACGAGAAGGUCCUGCGCGCACUCCAAGGCCUCAAUCCGCUGCUACUCGCCAAGCCAUCUCGAAACAUCCUCCUCGAGCCAAAGCACAAGCUCAUUUCCCGCCUAGUCCACCUCGUCGACCAUGCACGACUCGAAGUGCGCAAAGAGGCAGCCGGAUGCUUGCGCAACCUCUGCGUCGAGGCAAAGUGGGCCGUAAGGGAGCAGAUUUGGCAACAUCAAGGGGGUGCUCGCGCGCUGGCUCAAGCAGAAUAUGCGGCGAGGGAGCUGGGUCUGCUCCCAAAAUCACAGGAACAUGCAGACACCGCCUCUGCUGCGCCUGUCACAUCAGCUCCAGCAAAGAAGCCCGAAGAGAUGAAUCGAAAGGAGAGGCGGCACGCUGCCAAGGCAGCAAAGGCAGCCGGUACGACUGCGGCCAGCGAUGACGCCGACGCUGCCCCUGUCAAAGCGACGCCCGCCUCAGCAGCUGCCGAGAUGGCUGCCCACGAGCUCCUCCUCCUCCACCUCAGCCUCCUCGAGAACCACCUCACCAUCAUCUGGUGUCUCUUGGAGGGUGUCAGCUCCCCAGUCUGGCUCACGACUCUCAAUCGCUCCAUCCUCUCUACGCUCCUCUGCCCCUGCAUCUCCACGGCAGCUCAAGCAUUUUCGCAGCCAUACUCGACGAACAAGAUCACUCAAAAGGAGGAGAUCGAAGUCAGGACCGCUCAAGUAGAAGUUGCCUCUACGGCAGCUAACCUCCUCGCCACCUGGCUCGAAGACAAUGCAGCAGGAGCAGCUACGCUCGCCGGCCUACCACUGGACCUCGUCGAGCAGGUAGAAGCAUUUGAGCAGGCAGGCAACACCGCCGAGCCCGGGUCCAAGGGACGCAAGCGAUUGGAGAUGAUCUUUGACAAGUUUGCAAAACUUGAUGCAGAGGCGCAGCGUCGUGCCAAGGAUGGCGUUGAUGCUCUGACCGCAAGCUUCGAGGCGAUGAUUGCUGGCGAGGACAACGCGAACACGAACAAGCUGAACUAUUCGAAGCCCACGCUCGGUCUGUUGGCUUUGGCGUCAUGCUGCAACCUCGUAGAGUCGCUGCCUAUUGCACUGCGAGCGUGGGUUCCGAGCUCUUCUGGUAGCCUUGCGCAAUGGCAGCUGUCGACUGCCGCACCCAAGCUACUGAACUUCGUCACCACCACGAGCGCUGACGAAGGUUUGUGGAAAUCGCUCGAGACGGCUUCGACGCAGCCCCGUGAGAAGGUGGAGCUGGCAGAGGCGGCUGGCAUGGAAGUGGACGACCACCAUGACGACCACGCCGAUGAGCAGCCAAAAUCAACCCGCGCUCUGGCCCGCCUUGACGACCUCACUCUUGCUGUUGAGCUGCUCGGAGAGAUCUGCGCAGAGGCUGGUGUGCAACCAGGAGACGAUGGCGCUUUGUUGCCACCCGAAAUGGCUGCUGCUCAGGCGAAGAAUGGCGAAGGCAAUGGCAUGGACGAGGACGACAUCGACGAGACGCAAGACGACGACUUGGAUUCUGAGGAGGAAGAGGAAAUGUUGGCGCUGGCGGAUGCCGACCGUGAGAGCGAUGAUGGAGGGGACGCGCAAGGAGACGUCUCCAUGGAGGCGAGCAACAAGAAGAAAAAGGUUGGGCGGGGCGAUGCUGGAGACUCGACUUGGUCUGCCUCGCCCUACGCUCAGCUGGUCUCGAAGCACCACUUGCCUACGGCCCUGCUCAAGUUGCUCGUCGCGCCUACCUUUAGCAAUGCGCACGUUGCUGAGCUGUCGCAGCCCUUUCUUCAGGCCACGCACGGCGCCUUGGCCGCUCUCCUCUCUGGGCUCUCAGCCCACGCCAAGCCUCCGCCAUCUCAGCCAGUCGAGGAGGGCAGCAAGGAGGCGCGCCGUGUAGCUCAGUAUCAGCGAUGGGUGUCUUCGGAGGCAAGCAGCCUGAGCGAGACCUGGCAAGGGCUCAAGGAGAGCGCGCAGGCGGCGGAUCAAUCUCUGGACAAUCUUGUGGCCAUUUGGACUGGCCUCAGCUCGCUCCUCGUCAUGCACGAAGGGAUGGAGGCUCUGGCGUUCGAUAUCCAGGCAGCUGACCUACAGACCUUCUUUGGUGCCUCGCUAGACCGAGCACUAGCCGUCAAGGGUGACGAGGUAGCUGCAUCGGUCUCCUCGCUCAUUAUCUCGAGCUUCGGCAACGUCGCGCGGGUGCCGCAAGCCUCUUGCCCCCUGAUCGAACGCAAUCGCUUUGCGUGCGAGCUUUGGCUUAAGCUUCUCGCAUCUGCCAAUGAUGUACCGCCCCCUGCUCUUCUCUCGGCGCUCAACGCAUUCAUCGACACGUACGCCGACGAGACGUCGCAGUGGGACCAGGAAGUAUUCGUGGCGGGAGGCGUGCUGGGCGGAGUCAAGGCGUGCGUGCCUGGUGUGAGGGAGCGCAUCCGCUCUAGUGUGGACAAGCGCAAGGAGGCGGCAUUGAGGGAGCGCUUGGACGAGGCCAUGACCAACUUGAUGGCAUUUAUAGAGUACCGAGAGUCCCUCGCGGCGUAACAUAGAGCAGAAGACCU
Molecule: messenger RNA, 2795 nt
Organism: Jaminaea rosea
Lineage: Eukaryota; Fungi; Basidiomycota; Exobasidiomycetes; Microstromatales
Exons: 1
Coding region: 61-2778 (905 amino acids)
Biological process (GO): protein import into nucleus; ribosomal large subunit biogenesis
Source: RefSeq, a predicted model, not a curated record